CUCUUCACUUUCGCUCUUCUGCUCUGCUUCCCUCUUCAUACCCUCGACCCUCGACCCUCAACUCCUCCUCCACCCACACAGCCAUUGUUAGCCAUGCAGUACAAAUCCACCCGUGGCAAGGCCACAAACUACACCUUUGAGCAAGCUGUCCUCGCCGGUCUCUCCCCCGACGGUGGUCUCUUUAUCCCCGAGUCGAUCCCUCAGGCACCCUCUGACUUUUUGACAAAGUGGGCAUCGCUGUCCUUCCAGGAGUUGGCCCUCGAGGUUCUCUCCCUUUACAUUGACGAGGCCGAGAUUCCAAGGCACGAUCUGAAGGAGCUUAUCGACAGAUCCUACUCGACCUUCCGCCACAAGAAUAUCACCCCGCUGCACCAGGUCAAGGACGGUCUCUACAUCCUCGAGCUGUUCCAUGGCCCGACCUUCGCCUUCAAAGACGUUGCUCUUCAGUUUGUCGGUAACCUCUUCGAGUACUUUUUGAAGCGCAAGAAUGCUGGCAUCGAGAACGAUGCGGACAGACACAAGAUCACCGUUGUCGGCGCUACGAGCGGCGACACUGGCAGUGCGGCUAUCUAUGGUCUCCGUAACAAGCAGGAUCUCGACGUUUUCAUCCUCUUCCCCACGGGCAGGGUUAGCCCUAUCCAGGAGGCUCAGAUGACGACGGUCCUCGACAGCAAUGUCCACAACAUCUCCGUCAAGGGCACCUUUGACGACUGCCAGGAUAUCGUCAAGGGUCUGUUCGCCAACAAGGACUUCAUGAGCAAAUACAACCUCGGUGCCGUCAAUUCCAUCAACUGGGCUCGUAUCCUCGCCCAGACCGUCUACUACUUCUACUCGUACUUCUCCCUCCUCCGCACACUCAACAUCACACCCGGAUCAGAUGAGGCCAAGAACAUCCAUAUCACCUACUCGGUUCCCACCGGCAACUUUGGUGACAUUCUCGCUGGCUACUACGCUCAUCAGAUGGGUCUCCCCACAUCCAAGUUGUUGGUCGCGACGAACGCAAACGAUAUCCUAUACAGAUUCUUCUGCUCGGGCGUCUGCGAAAAGAUUGUCGGUGAUGAUGGCGGUGUGCUCGAGACCCUCAGCCCGGCCAUGGAUAUUGUUGUGAGCUCCAAUUUUGAGCGCCUGCUCUUCUACUUGGCCCGCGAUGCUGCUGUCGACGCCAGCGUACCAGAGUCGGAGAAGGAUGUCAAGGCUGGAGAGAUCGUCAACGGCUGGAUGGUCGAUCUGAAGCAGAAGGGACGUUUCGAUACUGGUGCCCAGGUCCUGGCAGAGGCCAAGCGCAUCUUUGAUGCUGGACACGUUUCUGAUAAGGAGACCCUCGCUACGAUCCGCGAAUACAGCUUCCCUCAGGACGCCUCACUGGCACAAUACGUGAUGGAUCCUCACACCGCCGUCGGUGUCACUGCCGCACAAACCAUUGUUCCCAAGACCAACUCUCAGAACAUCGUCAUUGCGCUCUCGACCGCUCACCCCGCCAAGUUCUCGGAGGCGGUACAGAUGGCAUUAAAGGAUCAGGAGGGCGUUCUGUUUGAGGAAUUCUUCAAGAAGGUUUUGCCCAAGGAGUUUGACGGACUGAUGACCGCCGAGCGCAGAGUCACUAAGAUCCCAAGAGCUGAGGAGGCCCUUGUGAUCGAGGUCAUCGAGAAGCAGCUCUCCCAUUAAGACAACACCCAUUUAGACUCUCAGUAUCAGCUCCAAAUUGCAACACUAUAUAUAAAGCGAACUGAGAUGGCUCGUUUCAUUUCCUGAUUCAUGUAUACGAACAUGAACG
Molecule: messenger RNA, 1774 nt
Organism: Gamsiella multidivaricata
Lineage: Eukaryota; Fungi; Mortierellomycota; Mortierellomycetes; Mortierellales; Mortierellaceae
Product: threonine synthase
Exons: 3
Coding region: 94-1665 (523 amino acids)
Biological process (GO): L-threonine biosynthetic process
Molecular function (GO): pyridoxal phosphate binding; threonine synthase activity
Source: RefSeq, a predicted model, not a curated record